UCAAGCGGCGUGCGUAAAGAUGGCGGCGGUGGUGGAGAUGGUGGUGGAGUGAUUGUUUUCUUGCAGUGUUGUUGAGAGGCUCUUCUCCUGAUUAUAACGAUAGCUGGGUGUUGCGGGAUGGCGGACGUGGCGUUAGACGAGCUCAGUAAGCUCGAGUAUCUGUCCCUGGUGUCCAAGGUCUGCACUGAACUGGACAACCAUCUGGGCAUCAACGACAAGGAUCUGGCUGAAUUUAUCAUCAAUCUGGCUGAAAAGAAUAUUACUUUUGAGACUUUCAAAGGAGCACUGGUGAAAAAUGGAGCUGAGUUUACGGACUCACUCAUCAGCAAUUUGUUACGUCUAAUACAGACCAUGCGACCUCCAGCCAAGCCAUCGACAUCUGGCAAAGUUGAAACAGUCAAACCAAAAUCAGAAAGGGAGAAAAUGAAGGAGCUGUUCCCUGCUCUCUGCCUGCCUGAUACCCUGCCUACAAAGAGUCUGUUGGAUGAAGAUGAUAUGAAAGUAGCGGCAGAUGCAUUGAAGGAGCUUGAAGCCUUGAUGCCAUCAAAGACGGAUCAUAAAAAGAGCAGCAAACGCAGCUCUAACGAAAAGGGGAAAAGGAAGAGAAGGAGUCGUAGUCGCAGCAGAGACAGAGACAGAGACCGAGACCGGGACCGGAAACGACAUCGCAGGUCAAGGUCCAGAUCGCACUCCAGAGAUCGAAACAAAAGUAAAUCCAGCAGACGAUCCAGAAGCAGGAGCCUUAGCCCUAACAGGGACCACAAGGAUCGAGUCAGAGCAAAUGAGAAGAACUGUGAGAAGAGAAAAGAUAGACACGUAGACAGGCCUCCACCAGAAGAACCAUCUGUGGGCGAGAUCUAUAAUGGCAAGGUCACCAGUAUUAUGCAGUUUGGAUGCUUUGUACAGCUGGAAGGUUUAAGAUAUCAACCAUUUCCCAGAAAACGAUGGGAGGGUUUGGUACACAUCUCUGAGCUCAGGCGAGAGGGACGUGUAGCCAAUGUUGCUGAUGUUGUUAGCAAAGGUCAAAGAGUUAAGAUCAAGGUGCUAUCAUUUACUGGAUCCAAAACAAGCUUGAGCAUGAAGGAUGUAGAUCAAGACACUGGAGAGGAUCUAAACCCAAACCGGCGCCGCAAUGUUGGUGGGGAAACUAACGAGGAAACUACCAUGAGGAAUCCUGAUAGACCAAGUAAUCUGUCACUGGUGAACACCCCUGAGAUUGAAGAUGAUGUGCUUGAACGCAAACGUCUCACAAAAAUCUCUGAUCCUGAGAAGUGGGAGAUCAAACAGAUGAUUGCAGCAAAUGUUAUCUCAAAAGAGGAGUAUCCUGACUUUGAUGAAGAAACAGGCAUCCUUCCGAAAGUUGAUGAUGAAGAAGAUGAAGACCUUGAAAUUGAGCUAGUGGAAGAAGAGCCUCCGUUCCUCAGGGGACAUACAAAGCAGAGCAUGGACAUGAGUCCUGUUAAAAUAGUAAAGAAUCCUGAUGGCUCACUAUCCCAGGCUGCCAUGAUGCAAAGCGCUUUGGCUAAAGAAAGGCGGGAGAUGAAGCAAGCACAGCGGGAGGCAGAAAUGGACUCGAUCCCGAUGGGACUGAAUAAACACUGGGUUGAUCCACUACCUGAUGUUGAUGGCCGACAGAUUGCAGCAAACAUGAGGGGAAUAGGAAUGAUGCCCCAAGACAUACCUGAAUGGAAGAAGCAUGCGUUUGGUGGAAACAAGGCAUCUUAUGGUCGUAAAACCCAAAUGUCUAUUCUUGAGCAGAGAGAGAGCCUGCCCAUCUAUAGACUUAAAGAGCAGCUGGUACAGGCUGUCCAUGACAACCAAGUCCUGAUUGUCAUUGGGGAAACUGGUUCUGGUAAAACUACACAAAUCACCCAAUACUUGGCUGAAGCGGGGUAUACAACCCGGGGAAAAAUUGGGUGCACGCAACCAAGACGUGUAGCUGCAAUGUCAGUUGCUAAGAGAGUGUCAGAAGAGUAUGGAUGCUGUUUGGGUCAAGAGGUUGGUUACACCAUUCGAUUUGAGGAUUGCACCAGUCCAGAGACUGUGAUAAAGUAUAUGACUGAUGGUAUGUUGCUCAGAGAGUGCCUCAUAGAUCCUGACCUGUCUCCGUAUGCAAUCAUCAUGUUGGAUGAGGCCCAUGAGAGGACUAUCCACACUGAUGUUCUGUUUGGACUUCUGAAAAAGACUGUUAAAAAACGUCCUGAUAUGAAAUUGAUUGUAACAUCAGCCACACUGGAUGCAGUUAAAUUCUCUCAGUAUUUUUAUGAGGCACCUAUCUUCACGAUUCCUGGCCGAACAUACCCAGUGGAAGUGCUUUAUACGAAAGAACCUGAAACUGACUAUCUGGAUGCUAGUUUAAUUACAGUGAUGCAGAUUCAUUUAACAGAACCGCCAGGUGACAUUCUGGUUUUCCUAACUGGUCAGGAAGAAAUCGAUACUGCGUGUGAGAUUCUGUACGAACGAAUGAAAUCCAUGGGCCCAGAUGUGCCAGAAUUGAUUAUUCUGCCUGUGUAUUCUGCUUUGCCAAGUGAGAUGCAAACCAGAAUUUUUGAUCCAGCCCCUCCUGGUAGCAGAAAGGUUGUAAUUGCUACCAAUAUUGCUGAAACAUCACUGACUAUUGAUGGCAUCUACUAUGUUGUGGAUCCUGGGUUUGUUAAGCAGAAAGUCUAUAACUCAAAGACGGGUAUUGACCAGCUCGUGGUGACUCCAAUUUCACAGGCUCAAGCUAAGCAGCGUGCUGGUCGUGCAGGAAGGACGGGACCUGGGAAAUGUUAUCGACUCUACACUGAACGUGCCUACAGGGACGAAAUGUUGACCACAAAUGUUCCUGAAAUUCAAAGAACUAAUCUUGCUAGUACAGUACUGUCACUCAAGGCUAUGGGGAUCAAUGACCUGCUUUCAUUUGAUUUUAUGGAUGCUCCUCCUAUGGAAACCCUAAUCACAGCCAUGGAACAGUUGUACACGCUGGGAGCACUAGAUGAUGAAGGUUUGCUGACGAGACUUGGGCGCAGGAUGGCAGAGUUUCCUCUGGAACCCAUGCUUUGUAAAAUGCUGAUCAUGUCUGUACAUCUUGGAUGCAGUGAAGAGAUGUUAACAAUUGUGUCCAUGCUGUCUGUACAGAAUGUUUUCUACCGACCAAAGGAUAAGCAAGCUCUUGCAGAUCAGAAGAAAGCAAAGUUCCACCAAGCAGAAGGGGAUCAUCUCACCUUGCUUGCUGUCUACAAUUCAUGGAAAAACAAUAAAUUUUCCAACCCUUGGUGCUAUGAAAACUUCAUCCAAGCGCGUUCCCUUCGCAGAGCACAGGAUAUCCGUAAACAGAUGCUGGGUAUCAUGGACAGACAUAAGCUGGAUGUUGUUUCAUGUGGAAAAGCCACCGUGCGAGUUCAGAAAGCAAUCUGCAGUGGCUUCUUCCGCAAUGCAGCGAAGAAGGACCCACAAGAAGGAUACCGUACACUGAUUGACCAGCAGGUGGUAUACAUUCACCCCUCCAGUGCUCUCUUCAACAGACAGCCUGAAUGGGUUGUAUAUCAUGAACUUGUCUUGACUACUAAAGAAUACAUGCGAGAAGUGACCACCAUUGACCCACGCUGGCUAGUAGAGUUUGCACCUGCCUUCUUCAAAGUGUCCGACCCAACUAAACUCAGCAAGCAAAAGAAACAGCAGAGGCUGGAGCCCCUGUACAACCGCUAUGAAGAGCCCAACGCCUGGAGAAUCUCGCGUGCGUUCAGACGACGUUAAAUUGCUGACUGUCAGAAUUAUUUGGUGAAGAAAGUGGAAUUGGAAGCAAGACAAAAUUCUAAAGGGAUUAAAGACUGAAAAGCAGAGCUGUACAUUCAAAGCACCUCCAGUAUUUAAGAUGACUUAUUUUUUGUGUUGCUCCGUAUGAUGUAUUCUUAGCAUUUAAAAGUUUCCUACGUAAGGAAAUACUUUGUGUAUUCUUCCAUAACGUCGUUGCACAAAUCUAUUCUGUACAAACUUGGUUAGGAGCUGCUGUUUUAUCUGUCUGUAGUAUAUACUAACAUGCAAUUUCAGUUGAAUCCAAAAAAAACCCUUUUCUAUUGCAUCAGAUCGAAUGUGGCAGAAAGUCCUUACUUUAAAAAGGCUGCAUUCUUUUUUUAAUUUUCUUUCUGAACCACAACUAAUGCUUUGAAAUAGGCACAAAGUGUAAUUGAGAAUGUGUUUGAACAUUCUGAAAUAUUAAGCAAUCGAAACCUCUGGAGUCAAGAAAUGCACAACAGCAACAUAAAUCUGGAAACCUGCAUUUCAAAGGGCGAAACCAGAUUCAUUUUGUAGUGGGAUAUUUCUAUCCUUCCCUUGACAUGCUGAAAGAUUUGUUCGAAGUAAUCUUCUUCAAUCCCUUUACCUUCUAGAUACAUUUGACUCAGAACAUUUGAACAUCUUUUUAAUACAUCAGUUUUUUAAUGACUGUUGAGAGGUGUAAUUAUUGUUGGAAAAUGGAUUAAACAUUGAAGUGUAAAACAUGCCUCUUGGCCAUUACCUUUUAUACGAGUUUAAUAAUUCUUUUAGUAAAUUAUAAGAUAUGAACAGUAACACUGCUAAUGCAGAUUUUUUUAUGGUUAAUUUCAAAGGAAUUGGCAGAUGCUGUUCUUUAAAAAGCUAUCAAUUUUUCUGUACAGUAUUUAGUUCUAACUGGUGGUUUCAAAGGCAGGUGUUACAGCAGCUGGAAAUGAGCAACCGAGGGAAUUUUCUCAAUUGGAAGACUUGAAUCAGUUUCAUCUGUGUUUGAAAUAUAUUUAUAUUAGGAUUUAAUGUACAUACUGUAAAAAAAAGUUUUUGUUUAAAUAUGUAGCCUCUCAAGGAUCUAAAUAAAUCUGGGCUGUAUAUUUUGUA
Chiloscyllium plagiosum (whitespotted bambooshark) is the source of this 4851-nucleotide messenger RNA. RefSeq names its product DEAH (Asp-Glu-Ala-His) box polypeptide 8 (gene dhx8). Gene Ontology annotation, biological process: spliceosomal complex disassembly; mRNA splicing, via spliceosome. The record is from RefSeq and is a predicted model, not a curated record. Gene Ontology annotation, molecular function: ATP binding; RNA helicase activity; RNA binding. Gene Ontology annotation, cellular component: intracellular anatomical structure; catalytic step 2 spliceosome. NCBI's taxonomy places the organism in Eukaryota, Metazoa, Chordata, Chondrichthyes, Orectolobiformes, Hemiscylliidae.